This is a messenger RNA of Acanthisitta chloris (rifleman), 955 nucleotides long. RefSeq names its product protein BTG1-like. Gene Ontology annotation, biological process: negative regulation of mitotic cell cycle; negative regulation of cell population proliferation. The record is from RefSeq and is a predicted model, not a curated record. Gene Ontology annotation, cellular component: cytoplasm; nucleus. The transcript has a single exon. The annotation marks the transcript as partial. NCBI's taxonomy places the organism in Eukaryota, Metazoa, Chordata, Aves, Passeriformes, Acanthisittidae.
AGCACUACAGGCACCACUGGUUCCCCGUGGUGCCCUCCCGGGGCUCCGGGUACCGCUGCAUCACGAUCAACCAUAAGAUGGACCCCUUGAUAGGAACGGCGGCGGGGAUGAUCGGACUGAGCCACGAGAGGCUCUUCCAGCUCUUACCCAGCGAAUUAACUCUGUGGGUCGACCCCUUCGAGGUGUCCUAUCGCAUAGGUGAGGAUGGGUCUAUCUGCGCGCUGUGCGAGAGCGCCCAGCCCGGGGCGAAGGCGGCCAAACAGCUGGAGAGCAGGACCGGCUGCAAGGAGUGGAGAAUUGGCAGAUCCAGCCCUUCCAAGUGUUACAUGAUGACGGUUUCUAGCUAAAAGCUACUAUUCCUUGUGCGAUGAUGACAUAUGUAUCCCAGUCCUAUGGUAAAGUUAGAUGUAACUGAGCUUUUCGGUUUUUAAUUAUUUUUUUCACCCUAUAGUCAUUAAAGUCGUGGUAGUACUGCCAAGAUCCUUGUGGCCAAGGGCUAAUGUGUGAAGCAGUUCUUUACACUGCAUGUGACUUUCUGGAUUGUGUCCUGUAAAUGCACUGAUUGUUUUACACAUUUAUAUUUUCAAAGAAGUUUUGGCUAUUUGUAAUAACAAGCAAUAUUGUAGCAAUCUUGAAGACAAAUUUUAGUCAAGAUUAGCACUUGCUAAAAAAAAACCAUUCCGCAACUUGCAGAGCAAUAACAUGAAGGGGGGAGGGAAGCAUCUAACAAGCUGCACGUAAAUCUUUCAGUGGUUUGUCUGCACAGACUUCUCUCAGGGUCAUUCAAUUUGGGCUGCGAGGCACAAAUCACAAAAAUAACUCUUUAUUUUUCCUUUUUCAAAGCAUGCAUUUAUUUGAGGGCUGGAGCCCAUCAAAGCCCAACAUUUUAGCAAAAAGAACUGGGGAAUCAGUUUAUUUCUAGUUCUUGGAGUAGAACAAUAAAGACUUGCUCAAA